This is a messenger RNA of Microthlaspi erraticum, 1308 nucleotides long. Lineage: Eukaryota; Viridiplantae; Streptophyta; Magnoliopsida; Brassicales; Brassicaceae. The record is from the annotation of a GenBank genome assembly.
AUGGGUGGAGGACUUGUAGCAGCAGAUGAUUUCACAGCCGAUGCUUUAGAUGAUGAUUUUUCGGAGUUUGUAACGGUGUCGGAAUCUGGUACUGAGGUUCAGGUUACUUGUGACUCAGGUUUACAGCUGAAAUCUGAAAAUCUUCUAGCAGAUGAUUCAACAUUUGAUCCUGCAGAGCUGCCAGUGGAGUCAGAAUCUUUACCAGAAUAUGGAUCUGUUCCCGAGGUGAACAGUGAUUUGGGUCUACAGCAGAAACCUUCAAGAAUCCUACUUCUGGUCGGGCGUUCAGGGAACGGUAAAAGCGUGACCGGUAAUAGCAUUCUUGGUAAAAAAGCCUUCGAGUCAAGCUGGUGUGCGUCAGGUGUAACUACAUCCUGUGUGCUACAGAGUUCGACGCUACCAAAUGGCCAGAUCCUCAAUGUUAUUGAUACUCCUGGGCUGUUUAGUCUGUCUCCAUCAACGGAAUUUACUUGCAAAGAGAUUUUGAAUUGCUUGCGUCUGUCCAAAGAAGGGAUUGAUGCGGUUCUUGUGGUAUAUUCCUUGAGGAACAGGCUAACCGAAGAGGAGAGAUCUUCCCUUUUUGCGUUGAAGAUCUUUUUUGGAAGCGAAAUUGUAGACUACAUGAUUGUUGUUUUCACAAACGAAGAUGCAUUUGAGGAAGGCGGUGGUACAUUGGAUGCAUAUUUGAAAAACUGCCCUGAUUUCAAUGAAAUUCUUGAGGCAUGCAAUGACCGCAAGGUGUUGUUUAGAAACAGAGAAAAUGCUCCUGAGAGUCAGAAAGCUAAGCAAGUCCAGGAUCUCCUUAACUAUGUUGAAGAAAUUGCUAGUAAGAAUGGGAAGCCAUAUAUGAAUGAUUUAUCUCAUGAGAUACAGGAAAACGAGAUUUCAUUCCAGGAAAAGCAGAGAAAGAUUUUGGAAAUGAAGAAGGGCAGCUUCACUGAACAAGAUAUGUCUCAAAUGAUGGAAAAUAUGAAGAAGUCUUGUGAAAGUCAGCUGCUCAAUGAAAUGGUGGAGAGGGUGGAGAGUAAGCUUAAAGAGACAAUAAAAAAUCUUGAGCAGCAACUGAAUGAAGAGCGAGCUGCGAGACUUGAAUUGGAGAAGAAAGCAAACCAAGUCGAGAAACAUUCAAGUGAUGUAGCUAGGAAGCUGAACGAGGAGCAAGCUGCAAGACUUGAAUUCGAGAAAGAAGCAAACGAAGGCAAGAAACAUUCAAGUGAUGAAGCUAAGAAGCUGAGGGAGGAUCUAAAGAGGGCUGAAAAUAUGGCUCGGGAACUUCAAGAAAAGGCCAAGCAGUGCAUCAUCCUGUGA